Messenger RNA from Anolis sagrei ordinatus, 3075 nucleotides. The record is from RefSeq and is a predicted model, not a curated record. NCBI's taxonomy places the organism in Eukaryota, Metazoa, Chordata, Lepidosauria, Squamata, Anolidae.
GGUGGGGGGAAGGGAGGAACACAGGCAAUUCAGCUUCCGUUUCCGGUGUGGAGGAGGAGAAGGGAAAGGGAGUCUCUCUGUGUGUGUGUGUCUCUCUCUCUCUCUCUCUGCCUCUGGAGGAAGAGGAGGAGAGGCCAUGAGGAGGGCGACUACGCGCAUGCGCAGCGGCCGUGAAGCCAGGCCCGACCAGGCCUAAGCCCCGCCGCGAGGAAGACGAGGAGACGGAGGAGGAGGAGAAGGAGGACGGGCAGCCAUGGACAACCAGUGCACGGUGCAGGUGAAGUUGGAGCUGGGUCACCGGGCGCAGCUGCGCAAGAAGCCGACCACGGAGGGCUUCACCCACGACUGGAUGGUUUUUGUCCGCGGGCCUGAGCAGUUCGAGAUCCAGCACUUCGUGGAGAGGGUCGUCUUCCGCCUGCACCAGAGCUUUCCCAAGCCCAAGAGGGUCUGCAAAGAGCCGCCCUACAAAGUGGAGGAGUCCGGCUACGCUGGAUUCAUUAUGCCCAUCGAGGUCCAUUUCAUCAAUAAGGAGGAGCCCAAGAAAGUCUGCUUCACCUACGAUCUCUUCCUGAACCUGGAGGGGAAUCCUCCUGUCAAUCACUUGCGCUGCGAGAAGCUGACCUUCAAUAACCCCACCAAGGACUUCCAGCGCAAGCUCAUCAAGGCCGGAGGGGUGAUGGUGAUGCCCGAAGGGGCUGAAAGCGUUUCCCGACCGAGCCCAGACUACCCCAUGUUACCCACAAUCCCGCUCUCCGCCUUCUCCGACCCCAAGAAGACCAAGCCCUCCCACGGGUCAAAGAAGGCAAACCGAGAAGGGAGCAGUGGCGGUGGGAAGGCCUCGAAGCCGCACAAAGUGAUGCGGGAGCACCGCGAGCGGCCCCGGAAGGACCUGGAAGGCAAGGGCGGCUCCUCUUCCUCUUCCUCCCGGGAUGCGGAGGCUGGGAAGCCCCCCAAGGACCCCUCUUCCUCUUCCCGGAAGCCGGGCGAGGGCAAACCCCCCACCAAGGAGGAGCGGCCCCCCCUCCUUCCAAAGGUGGCCUUCAAGGAGCCCAAGCUGGCCCCCAAGGCUGAGGCUGCCUCCCCCAAAGGGGGCGGGGCUUCCGCAUCAGGGGGCGGGGUCAGCAACAGCAACAACAGCACCGCCCCGGAAGCCAAGCCCCCUGGGAAGCGGCCCCCGGCAGCAGGGGAGUCCCCCAAGCCCAGUGCCAAGAAGCCCAAGAAGAGCAGCAGCAACAGCGGUGGCAGCAGCUCCAGCUUCAGCAAGGGGCCCAAGGGUGCCCCACCCACAUCCUCCACGCCUUCCCCAAGGGGGGGUGCCCCCUUCGCUGAGAAGAAGCCCCCCAAGGAGAGGCUGCCCCCCAAGGUCGAGAAGGCCAAGGCUGAAGGAGAGGUCAAGGCGGCUGCCCCCGCCAAGAAGGGCCCCGAAGCCACAUCCAUGGCCGCUGAGGAGGAGUCCCACUCCGAAGAGGAGGAGCCCUCUCUCAAGUCAGAGUCGGCUCCUUCCAGCCCUUCCAACUCCAGCUCCAGUUCUGACUCCAGCUCCGACUCCGAUUUUGAACCUUCACAGAACCACAGCCAAGGUCCAUUGCGCUCCAUGGUGGAGGACCUGCAGUCGGAGGAGUCGGAUGAGGACGACAGCUCUUCUGGUGCAGAGGAGGCCGCCCCCAAGGCCACCCCUGUUGGGCGGGAUGCCAGGCUCAGCCCCAGCGACAGCGACAGCGACAACAGCAUGGACUCCUGCCUCCCCAGCCGAGAGGCCCCUCCCAGCCAGAAGCCGCCCCCCUCCCACAACAAGGUUUCCGGGAGAAAGAGCCCUGAGUCCUGCAGCAAGUCGGAGAAGAUGCUGAAGAAAGGCACCUACGACAAGGCCUACACGGACGAACUGGUGGAGCUCCACCGGCGACUGAUGGCCUUAAGGGAACGGAACGUCCUUCAGCAGAUCGUGAACCUGAUUGAGGAGACAGGCCACUUCAAUGUGACGACCACCACCUUCGACUUUGACCUUUUCUCCCUCGACGAGAGCACUGUCCGCAAGCUGCAGAGCUACCUAGAGGCCGUCACUACGUGACCUCCUGCCCCACAGAAAGACCCCAAACCCCUCUCUUUUUUAAAAACACAAACAAACAUAGACGUUGCUCUGAUACCAGAUCAUCCCUCCUUCCCUUCCUUUGGCUCAAUGGACCCACUUUGGGCUGAAACCCAUUGGAAAUGGGCCACCGUCCGGAUCCUAUCCUGGCCGACUACCCAUUGUUUCUGGUUCAGGAAGAAGAUGCACCAACAAGGACCGUCGUGGCUUCUCCGUCCAAAGCUGGACCUUCCUUUUGGUCACUUCCUGGGGUCAAAGGCCCCUUCCUUCCCCGCCCCCUGCUUGUAAGGACUAUUGUAUGCUGUCAAUUUUAUAUAUAUUAUUAUAUAUAUAUAUAUAUAUAUAUUAUAUAUGUUAACGGUGUCAGAAAAGAGCCUCAUUGGGCCCUAUGAGGAUGGCAUUGAUGCGCCUUUUUACAGAAAAAACAAAACAAAACAGUGACCAGUUGUUUGAUGGUUCAGGAAGUCUCUUUUGAUAAGAAAUAAUCAUAACGAUGAUGAUGAUACUGUCAGUGUUGGGACGACCCUUGUAUUAUAUUAUAUUUUUUUAACCCCUCUUAUCUUUUGCUUUCCUUCUCUUUGAAAAGCCGAAAAUCUUCGUCGGCAAGCUGGCCAACUGUCAGGAGGGUUUAAAUGGUCUCUUCCAAUGAUAGAAAUUGUAUUGCUAUAAUCAUAUUGCUAUCAUAACAAUAGCAAGCUGUCCUUCUGUCGGGAGGGUUCAAAUGUUGCCUUCAAAUCCUAGAAGUAUUUUAAAGAAGUUAUAAUACUAUUAAUCAUAAUCUCAACCUCCUGAUUUCUCCAUUCGUACAACAGUCCGCCAUUUUACGAAUGAGAUAAUAAUAGAUUCCAUUGAGAAGUGAAUGAAGCUUUAUGAAUGAAGUAAGAAUAGAUCCCAUUGAGACAUGAAUGAGUGAAUAGCCAUUGGUUGAAUGAGGGACCUUUGGGAAAAGAAACAUUGGAAGGAAUGAAAAUUUAUUAUUAUUAUUACUA